This is a messenger RNA of Meleagris gallopavo (turkey), 1841 nucleotides long. NCBI's taxonomy places the organism in Eukaryota, Metazoa, Chordata, Aves, Galliformes, Phasianidae. The record is from RefSeq and is a predicted model, not a curated record.
CCUAUUGCUGUGAGAAGACUGAGAUCAAGAUGUCUAAAAAAAUCCAUGGAGGGUCUGUUGUGGAGAUGCAAGGAGAUGAAAUGACACGGGUCAUCUGGGAAUUAAUUAAAGAAAAGCUGAUUUUUCCUUAUGUAGAUCUCGAUUUGCACAGCUAUGACUUGGGAAUUGAGCAUCGUGAUGCUACAAAUGAUAAAGUGACCGUGGAAGCUGCUGAAGCCAUAAAGAAAUAUCAUGUUGGCAUCAAGUGUGCCACCAUCACUCCAGAUGAGAAAAGAGUAGAAGAGUUCAAGUUGAAGCAGAUGUGGAAGUCUCCUAACGGGACCAUUAGAAACAUCCUAGGUGGAACAGUCUUCAGGGAGGCUAUUAUCUGCAAGAACAUCCCCCGAUUGGUGUCUGGAUGGGUGAAACCCAUUGUCAUUGGCCGUCAUGCUUACGGGGAUCAAUACAGAGCAACUGAUUUUGUGGUACCUGGGCCUGGAAAAGUAGAGAUGACAUACACUCCAGGAGAUGGAGGCAAACCAGUCACCUAUCUGGUCCAUAACUUUGAAAGCUGUGGAGGUGUAGCCAUGGGAAUGUACAAUCUUGACCAGUCUAUCAAGGAUUUUGCCCAUAGUUCCUUCCAAAUGGCGCUGUCUAAAGGCUGGCCCCUGUACAUGAGCACCAAGAAUACCAUCCUGAAGAGAUAUGAUGGCCGCUUUAAAGACAUCUUCCAAGAGAUUUAUGACAGAGAAUACAAGUCCCAGUUUGAAGCCAAGAAGAUCUGGUAUGAACAUAGGCUCAUUGAUGAUAUGGUUGCUCAGGCGCUGAAAUCUGAAGGAGGCUUUGUCUGGGCCUGCAAGAACUAUGAUGGGGAUGUGCAGUCUGACUCUGUUGCUCAAGGUUAUGGCUCUCUGGGCAUGAUGACCAGCGUGCUGAUCUGCCCUGAUGGCAAGACUGUUGAAGCAGAAGCUGCACAUGGCACGGUUACUCGUCACUACCGCAUGCACCAGAAAGGCCAAGAAACCUCCACAAACCCCAUUGCUUCCAUCUUUGCGUGGACAAGAGGAUUAGCUCACAGAGCUAAGUUGGACAACAACACUAGCCUCAAGACCUUUGCAACUGCCCUGGAAGAAGUGUGCAUUGAGACCAUUGAAUCAGGUUUCAUGACAAAGGACCUUGCUGCUUGUAUCAAAGGCCUACCUAAUGUCACACGUUCUGACUACCUGAGCACCUUUGAAUUCAUGGACAAGCUUGCUGCAAACCUCAAGGGGAAGCUGGCCUCUCUGCCCAAACUUUAAGGCUUGGGUUCUACUUGAGGUCCGCUAAGAAAUUCCCACUUAAACUGCAGUCUAUGUGGCACUACAUCACCAUUGUGUAACAUUUCAAAUACUAGACAAAAAUGAACAUAUAAACUUUUAAAAUGUUUAAAAUAUACCUUUUUCUUAAACCUCUUGAGCUGCCAGGCUAGGUCUUACUUUGCUAAGCAGCUGAAUGUAAUAGUAUUCAAGCUCACUGCUCAGAAUGACAUAAGGAAUUUAGGCCCACAAACUUUUAAGAGAGGAACCUCAAGUUUAUUAUGAUUUCCUUCUUCUCAAACUGAAAGCCAAUCUGUGUCACAUCUCUGGUCAAACUAGCAGUGACUUACUCUCCAACAGACCUGAGAAAUCAGAAACAUCCUUAUUGCUCCAGUACUGUCCACUGAGUAUAAAUGAGCUCACAGGAUUGUGACAGCUCUACUACAGCCCCUUUCUUAAUGUUCUUUAUAGUGCCAGCUACAGGAUAGGACCCUGAUAACAAGGAAUUUGUUAAGUCAAAAUUAGUAUCUGAGAAGAAGCACUUAAUAAAUGCUGGAAAUAAACCCC